Molecule: messenger RNA, 1851 nt
Organism: Tricharina praecox
Lineage: Eukaryota; Fungi; Ascomycota; Pezizomycetes; Pezizales; Pyronemataceae
Product: heat shock protein 70 family
Exons: 6
Coding region: 1-1851 (616 amino acids)
Biological process (GO): protein refolding; vesicle-mediated transport; cellular response to unfolded protein
Cellular component (GO): plasma membrane; nucleus; cytoplasm
Molecular function (GO): ATP hydrolysis activity; misfolded protein binding; ATP-dependent protein folding chaperone
Source: RefSeq, a predicted model, not a curated record
AUGUCUGAGGGAACCUACGAGGGUGCGAUCGGUAUCGAUCUUGGUACCACCUACUCCUGUGUCGCCGUUUACGAGGGCAACGGUGUCGAGAUCAUUGCCAACGAGCAGGGUAACCGUGUUACUCCUUCUUUCGUUGCCUUCUCCGAGAAGGAGCGUUUGAUCGGUGAUGCCGCAAAGAACCAGGCUGCUCUUAACCCCCGGAAUACCGUCUUCGACGCCAAGCGUUUGAUCGGACGGAAAUUCGAUGACCCUUCGGUCACCAAGGACAUCCAGAGCUGGCCUUUUAAGGUUAUCGAGACCGCCGAUGGCAAUCCUAAGAUCGAGGUUGAGUACCUCGGUGAGACCAAGCAGUUCACUGCCCAGGAGAUCUCCUCCAUGGUCUUGAUCAAGAUGAAGGAGGUUGCCGAGGCCAAGCUUGCCCAGACCGUUGAGAAGGCCGUUAUCACUGUCCCCGCCUACUUCAACGACAACCAGCGUCAGGCUACCAAGGACGCCGGUGCGAUUGCUGGACUCAACGUCCUCCGUAUCAUCAACGAGCCCACCGCCGCUGCUAUCGCUUACGGUCUUGGUGCUGGAAAGUCGAGCAAGGAGCGUCACGUUCUGAUCUUCGACUUGGGUGGUGGUACUUUCGAUGUCUCCCUUCUGCACAUCCAGGGUGGUGUCUUCACCGUCAAGGCUACCGCUGGUGACACCCACUUGGGUGGUCAGGAUUUCGACACUGCGCUGUUGGAGCACUUCCAGAGCGAGUUCAAGAAGAAGACCAAGCAGGACAUCUCUGACGACCCCCGUGCUCUCCGUCGUCUGCGAUCUGCCUGUGAGCGUGCCAAGCGCACUCUCUCUUCGGUCACCGCCACCACCGUCGAGAUCGACUCCCUGUACGGUGGUGAGGACUUCAAUGCCUCCAUCACCCGUGCCCGUUUCGAGGACAUCAACGCCUCCCUCUUCAAGAACACCAUUGCCCCCGUUGAGCAGGUCCUCAAGGACUCUGGUAUCCCUAAGGACAAGGUUGACGAGGUUGUGUUGGUCGGAGGAUCCACCCGUAUUCCUAAGAUCCAGAAGAUGUUGAGCGACCUUUUCGACGGCAAGAAGCUCGAGAAGAGCAUCAACCCCGACGAGGCUGUUGCCUACGGUGCUGCCGUCCAGGCCGGUAUCUUGUCCGGAAAGGCCACCUCUGAGGAGACUGCCGACCUUCUUCUGCUCGAUGUCUGCCCUCUCUCCCUCGGUGUCGCCAUGGAGGGUAACAUCUUCGCUGCCGUCGUUCCCCGCGGUACUACCGUCCCCACCCUGAAGAAGCGCACUUUCACCACCGUCGCCGACAACCAGACCACCGUGCAGUUCCCCGUCUUCCAGGGUGAGCGUGUCAACUGUGAGGACAACACCUCCCUCGGAGAGUUCACCCUCGCUCCUAUCCCCCCCAUGAAGGCUGGAGAGGCUGUUCUCGAGGUCAUCUUCGAGGUCGAUGCCAACGGUAUCCUCAAGGUCACUGCUACCGAGAAGUCUACCGGCCGUACCGCCAACAUCACCAUCUCCAACUCCGUUGGAAAGCUUUCGACCACCGACAUUGAGAAGGCUAUUGCCGAUGCCGAGAAGUUCAAGUCUACCGACGACGCUUUCUCCAAGAAGCACGAGGCCCGGCAACAGCUCGAGUCGUACAUCUCGAGGGUUGAGGAGAUUGUCAGCGACCCCACCAUGAGCCUGAAGCUCAAGCGCGGUACUCGCGAGAAGAUUGAGGCGACUCUCAGCGACGCUAUGGCUCAGCUCGAGAUUGAGGACUCUACCCACGAGGACCUCAAGAAGAAGGAGCUUGCCCUUAAGCGUGUUGUCACAAAGGGUAUGUUUUUCUCCCGCUGA